UGCUUGGCAGUCGAGCAUGAUUGGGGUCACAGGAUCUAAAGUCACCCUUUCUCCUGGUCGUUCACCUUCUCUUCUUCCCAUCAACGAUAUAGCUCCCAACAAGCCUUCGUUAACAUUUCCAGCACUAACUUUUAGUACCCCUACUCUUUUGCUAUUUUUUUUAGCUGCGAGUUUGCAUCAAUUGCUUUAGUACUGCCGCAUCACCAACAUCAAGUAGGCGCUCGCUACUAGUCGUGCCACUUGCUCCUUCCGAUUUCCAAGAACACGUGCGAUUUCUUGCGAGGAGCAGCUCUUUUUCACAAAUGGCAUCCAACGUUCCAAUAAACGGUGUUAAGAUAUCUCCCAUCGACGAUCCCCACAAGGUUGUCAAGGUCGUCGCAACAGACGGUAAAACAUCAGAACAGAGGGAGAUUGCCUACACAAAUUGUAAAGUCAUUGGAAACGGCUCUUUUGGAGUCGUAUACCAGGCAAAACUCGUAGGAGAGUCAAAGGACAGAGAGGAUAUAGCCAUCAAGAAAGUCCUUCAGGACAAACGAUUCAAGAAUCGUGAACUACAAAUCAUGAGACUUGUAUCACAUCCAAACGUCGUGGACCUCAAAGCUUUCUUCUACUCCAAUGGAGAAAAGAAGGACGAAGUUUACCUCAAUCUUGUUCUUGAAUACGUCCCAGACACCGUUUACCGCGCCAGCCGUCAUUACACAAAGUUGAAGCAGCCUAUGCCGAUGCUUCAAAUCAAGCUGUACAUGUAUCAGCUUCUCCGGUCACUUGCCUACAUUCACUCAGUGGGCAUCUGCCAUCGCGAUAUUAAACCUCAGAAUCUCCUGUUGAACCCUGCUACGGGCGUUCUAAAUUUGUGCGAUUUCGGCUCAGCAAAAAUCCUCGUCGCUGGAGAGCCAAAUGUUAGUUACAUUUGCUCGAGGUACUACAGAGCACCUGAACUUAUUUUCGGUGCUACCAACUACACAACAAACAUUGACAUAUGGUCGACGGGUUGUGUGAUGGCAGAGCUGAUGCUAGGCCAACCUCUGUUCCCUGGGGAGAGUGGCAUCGAUCAGUUGGUGGAGAUCAUCAAGGUUCUUGGGACGCCGUCACGAGAACAAAUUAAGACGAUGAAUCCAAAUUACAUGGAGCACAAGUUUCCUCAAAUCAAGCCUCACCCAUUCUCCAAGGUAUUCCGACCACGCACUGCGCCGGAAGCGAUUGAUUUGGUUGCGAAGUUACUGGAAUAUACGCCGGGGGCACGUUUAAGUGCAGUAGAGGCCAUGGUGCACCCAUUCUUUGACGAACUACGAGUGGAGGGAGCAAGGAUGCCGAACGGGAAGGAAUUUCCUCGUUUAUUCGACUUUACACGAGAAGAAUUGUCGGUGCGACCAGACUUAAACCGACUCCUGGUUCCGCCACACUGCGAGGCUGAGCUACGCUCACGGUCGAUCGACUUGGAUACUUUUGUGCCGAUACCUCUGGAUCAACUUAAGAUCACGCUUGAUUGAUUGAGAGGAAGGAGGCUAGUAUCUGAUUUCUGCGUAUCCUAUAAUAUUGAUCGAUGAGUGCGUGUAUCCUGUCUGUUGUAUUGAUUCUGUAUCGUGUUCACGUCAUAUUUUUGUUGAAUUGAUUUUCCACGGUUCGUUCAGUACCACUGUACCACUGUACACAUGAUGUUUACUAUUAUGCCUGUCGUCGAGCAGAUGUUUUGUUGCUGCUUCAAGCUUGUGCCUGAAAUUGCGUGACACGAGAUAUUAUGAUGUGA
Molecule: messenger RNA, 1747 nt
Organism: Suillus subalutaceus
Lineage: Eukaryota; Fungi; Basidiomycota; Agaricomycetes; Boletales; Suillaceae
Product: kinase-like domain-containing protein
Exons: 7
Coding region: 303-1490 (395 amino acids)
Biological process (GO): signal transduction; protein phosphorylation
Cellular component (GO): cytoplasm
Molecular function (GO): protein serine/threonine/tyrosine kinase activity; ATP binding; protein serine/threonine kinase activity
Source: RefSeq, a predicted model, not a curated record